CCCUGCGGCGCGGUCUGGGAACCACUUUCCCGAGCGGAAGUCGAUCUGCCGCGCAGGCCCUGGUGGGAGCAGCUCGGAGGAAUGGCGCCGCCGGGUUCAAGCACUGUCUUCCUGUUGGCCCUGACAAUCAUAGCCAGCACCCAAGCCUUGACGCCUACUCACUACCUCACCAAGCAUGACGUGGAGAGACUGAAGGCCUCGCUGGACCGCCCAUUCACAAAUUUGGAAUCUGCUUUCUAUUCCAUUGUGGGACUCAGCAGCCUUGGUGCCCAGGUGCCAGAUGUCAAGAAAGCAUGCACCUUCAUUAAAUCCAACCUGGAUCCCAGGCACGUGGAUUCCCUCUUCUACGCCGCCCAGUCCAGCCAGGCCCUCUCGGGCUGUGAGAUCUCUAUUUCAAAUGAAACCAAAGACCUCCUUCUGGCAGCUGUCAGUGAAGACUCGUCGGUUACCCAGAUCUACCACGCGGUUGCAGCCCUGAGUGGCUUUGGCCUCCCCCUGGCAUCCCAGGAAGCACUCAGCGCCCUGACAGCUCGUCUCAGCAAGGAAGAGACUGUGCUGGCAACUGUCCAGGCUCUGCAGACAGCUUCCCACCUGUCCCAGCAGGCUGACCUGAGGAGCAUCAUCGAGGAGAUUGAGGACCUCGUCGCUCGCUUGGAUGAACUGGGGGGCGUGUACCUCCAAUUUGAAGAAGGCCUGGAAACCACGGCGUUAUUUGUGGCUGCCACCUACAAGCUCAUGGACCACGUGGGGACCGAGCCAUCCAUGAAAGAGGAUCAGGUCAUCCAGCUGAUGAAUGCCAUCUUCAGUAAGAAGAACUUUGAGUCCCUCUCAGAAGCCUUCAGCGUGGCCUCCGCCGCUGCUGCACUCUCCCAGAAUCGCUAUCACGUGCCGGUGGUGGUGGUGCCCGAGGGCUCUCCUUCCAGCACGCGAGAACAGGCUGUCCUGCGGCUGCAAGUCACCAAUGUCCUGUCCCAGCCUCUGACUCAGGCCACCGUCAAGCUGGAGCACGCGAAGUCUGUGGCCUCCAGGGCCACCGUCCUCCAGAAGACGCCUUUCGCCCCGGCGGGGGACGGGUUUGAACUAAACUUCGUGAAUGUCAAGUUGCCCAGUGGUUACUAUGACUUCUCUGUCAAAGUCGAAGGUGAUGCCCGUUACAUUGCGAACGCUGUAGAGCUCAGAGUCAAGAUCUCCACCGAAGUUGGCAUCACGAAUGUUGAUCUCUCCACUGUGGAUAAGGACCAGAGCAUCGCUCCUAAAACCACCAGGGUGACCUACCCGGCAAGAGCCAAGGGCACAUUCAUUGCAGACAGCCAUCAGAACUUCGCCUUGUUCUUCCAGCUGGUCGACGUGAACACUGGGGCCGAACUCACUCCUCACCAGACAUUCGUCCGACUUCAUAACCAGAAGACUGGCCAGGAAGUGGUGUUUGUCGCCGAGCCCGACAGCAAGAACGUGUACAAGUUUGAACUGGAUCCCUCCGAAAGGAAGUCUGAAUUUGACUCUGCCUCCGGCACCUACACCCUCUACUUGAUCAUCGGAGAUGCCACUUUGAAGAAUCCCAUCCUUUGGAAUGUGGCCGACGUGGUCGUCAGGUUCCCAGAAGAAGAUGCGCCAUCAACUGUCCUGUCCAAGAACCUUUUCACACCCAAACAGGAAAUCCAGCACCUGUUCCGAGAGCCUGAGAAGAGGCCCCCCACGGUGGUGUCCAAUACAUUCACCGCCCUGAUCCUCUCGCCCUUGCUCCUGCUCCUUGUUCUGUGGAUCCGGAUCGGUGCCAACGUCUCCAACUUCUCUUUUGCUCCGAGCACAAUUAUCUUUCACCUGGGACAUGCUGCCAUGCUGGGGCUCAUGUAUGUCUACUGGACUCAGCUCAACAUGUUCCAGACGCUGAAAUACCUGGCCAUCUUGGGCAGUGUGACAUUUCUGGCUGGCAACCGGAUGCUGGCCCAGCAGGCCAUCAAGAGGAUCGCUGCAGAGCAGAGCAGUAGAUUGGCAAAAUAUAGGACACUACGAGCAGCGCACUAGUGCCACCAGGAAGGAAAGACGUGCUGACAACAGACAUGAAUGCUGAGAAAAGGCGUCGAGAACAAUUCACAAUUUAAAAGGAAAACUAAAUAAAAGGAACAGAAAAACCCAAAACUUUAUUUAAAGGGGGUGGGAGUGGGGGUGGGUGGGUUGCGAUUGUGGUUGUACUUGUUCUUGGAUUUCCCCCAACAGAGAGCAGAUACCCGGGAACCCAGAUUAUCCCCUGUGUCUUUGGCAAGGUGCCCUGACAAGCUGGCUGUGAAUCUUCGUAACUUGCCCAGAUGUUAUGUUUGGAGGGUUGGAAUCUGUAACUAAGCUGUUUGGGAAUAAAGAGAAAUGAAACGGAA
Molecule: messenger RNA, 2372 nt
Organism: Echinops telfairi (small Madagascar hedgehog)
Lineage: Eukaryota; Metazoa; Chordata; Mammalia; Afrosoricida; Tenrecidae
Gene: RPN2
Product: ribophorin II
Exons: 18
Coding region: 82-2025 (647 amino acids)
Biological process (GO): protein N-linked glycosylation
Cellular component (GO): membrane; oligosaccharyltransferase complex
Source: RefSeq, a predicted model, not a curated record